AUGCCUUCGGUAUACAAUAAGGAAAAGCCUUGGGAUACAGAUGAUAUUGAUAAGUGGAAGAUUGAAGCAUUCACACCUGCCGACAAUGCAGGCGGUACCUUCACAGAAGAGUCCUCCUUCGCCACACUCUUCCCCAAAUAUCGCGAAGUAUAUCUUAAGACAGUCUGGCCACUUAUAAUGAAAUCACUCGAGAAAUAUGGUAUUGCUGCGACACUUGAUUUGCGCGAAGGUUCUAUGACGGUCAAGACCACCCGAAAGACAUACGAUCCAGCCGCUAUUCUCAACGCACGAGAUCUUAUUAAGCUACUUGCACGAAGUGUGCCUGCGCCACAAGCGAUCAAGAUUCUUGAAGAUGGUGUAGCAUGCGAUGUUAUCAAGAUCCGUAACCUGGUUCGAAAUAAGGAACGAUUCGUGAAGAGAAGACAGAGAAUCUUAGGUCCAAAUGGAAGCACCUUGAAAGCGUUGGAACUCCUUACAGAAUGCUAUCUACUAGUUCAAGGAAAUACCGUAUCAGCAAUGGGUCCUUACAAAGGCCUAAAAGAGAUUCGACGAAUCAUCGAAGAUUGCAUGGCCAACAUUCAUCCUAUUUAUCACAUCAAGGAACUAAUGAUCAAGCGAGAGUUGGCAAAGGACCCAGAAUUAGCGGGCGAGAGUUGGGAUAGAUUUCUGCCACAAUUCAAGAAGAGGAAUUUGAACAAGAGAAGAGUGCCUAGAAACGUUACCGACAAGAGCAAGAAGGUUUACACCCCAUUCCCACCAGCACAAGAGAAGAGCAAGGUUGAUCUACAAAUUGAGAGUGGAGAGUACUUCUUGGGCAAGCAAGCAAAGGAGAGGAAAGCUCAAGAGGAAAGAAUAGAGAAGCAGAGAGAGGAGAAAGAGGAGAAGAUGAAGAAGAGGGCCGAAGAAUUCGAGGCACCAGCCGAAGAUGGAGAGAAGAAAGAGAAGAAGAGAAAGAGAGAUAAGGAUAGUGGGGAGAAGAAGGAAAAGAAGAAAUCGAAAAAGAAGAAGAGCAGUGAUGCUGAUGGGGAUAUCGAUAUGGCCGAAGACUAA
Molecule: messenger RNA, 1050 nt
Organism: Botrytis sinoallii
Lineage: Eukaryota; Fungi; Ascomycota; Leotiomycetes; Helotiales; Sclerotiniaceae
Exons: 2
Coding region: 1-1050 (349 amino acids)
Cellular component (GO): small-subunit processome; nucleolus
Molecular function (GO): RNA binding
Source: RefSeq, a predicted model, not a curated record